AUGGACUCCUACGAGGAAUCACAACGUCAAAUGGGAAGGAUAGGUUUGGAGUGCCAAGGCUACACAGGUGGUUCGGGCUCAGUGUCUAUUGCUGCCAUCUUUCUCGACCUCUUUGCCUUGCUUUUCAUUAUUGGUGUCGCCAUCGGCAUCUGGUGCGUGUGUGUCCAGAGGCAAAAGGCUAUAAACGCAGCCAACCUCAACCACGUUUCUGGUCAAGUGGUGGGAGCUAGUCAGGUGGCUCAUGGAAUUGAUCUCAAGUCGUAUCCACAAACCACGACCGUCCAAAAGGGAGAUCCUAAUUACCAAGUUUGA
Molecule: messenger RNA, 312 nt
Organism: Microthlaspi erraticum
Lineage: Eukaryota; Viridiplantae; Streptophyta; Magnoliopsida; Brassicales; Brassicaceae
Source: the annotation of a GenBank genome assembly